Molecule: messenger RNA, 249 nt
Organism: Suillus subalutaceus
Lineage: Eukaryota; Fungi; Basidiomycota; Agaricomycetes; Boletales; Suillaceae
Exons: 3
Coding region: 1-249 (82 amino acids)
Source: RefSeq, a predicted model, not a curated record
AUGUCUGGCGAUGACCACCCCCGUCAGAGGUUGAACAACGAAUUACAGAAGAUUUAUGGUCCCUCUGCACAAGACCAUGUCAGGUGGGAGGUCUAUUCGCAAGGCCCUCCCAACAAUUUAAUAUGGGAUGCGACCGUCUAUAUUGACGAUAUGAAUUACGGCCAUGCUGCAUCCCCCACCAGAGGUGGUGCUCAAGACGAGGCUGCGGGCCAGGCAUAUGACUUCCUGAGACGUGAAAGGGCCCGAUGA